AAUACUGCCGUCCUCUCCACGCCAUUCCGAUUUCUGAAUACUGCUUUUACCAUUUCUCCGAAAACCGUAGAAAAAAGAGUUGAUCUCUGCAGCGAAUAAGAACUAGGGUUUGGAAAAAACCCUAAUUUCUCUGCAAUCCAAACCCUAAUUUUCCUUUCCUCUCUGUAGAAAUUCAACUCCUUCCCUGUUCCGGCCCGAUCAUUCAAUACUCCAACGCCUCGAUUCCUCUUUCCGGACGAUUCUCUCUCUCUAUAAUUCGAUACCAGGUACCAGAGCUUUGGAAUUCGAGCUCCCGGCCUCGUACUUUCAUGCUGCGCUCCGGAAUUAGGGUUUUGAAAGGUCAGGAGCUGCUGAAAAUGAUAUCCUUGAGGCUGUUCUCGGCGUUUCGGACAAGCGGAUCGUAAUUUGGACGGAUUCACGGGAUCCGGUGGCUCGAGAGGCUUUUGCUUGUGGUUUCAGAUUUUUGUGGACCGAUCCACGGAGAACCAUAGAUUUCUAUAUUCAGAACCUUCACUCAUUUUAUUCAACAUGUACCAUGCCAAGAAGUUUUCAACUGUAGGCUUAGUGCCCCAUAAGGCCCAGAGUCCUGAGCAGCUGGCAAACAUUGGAGUUCUGGGUGGAUCUGCAGCAAACAACUCAGCUGUUUCUGGGGGAAGUGGCAAGCAGCGGUUACGUUGGACGUCAGAUCUUCAUGAUCGCUUUGUUGAUGCCAUUACGCAACUUGGAGGACCAGAUCGAGCAACUCCAAAAGGUGUUCUAAGGGUAAUGGGCGUACCUGGACUCACUAUUUAUCAUGUGAAAAGCCAUCUACAGAAAUAUCGCCUUGCAAAGUACCUUCCUGAAUCUUCUGCUGAUGGCUCCAAAGAUGAAAAGAAAGAUUCCAGCGAUUCCCUCUCUAGCAUGGAUUCUGCACCAGGAAUACAGAUCAGUGACACUCUGAGGAUGCAGAUGGAGGUGCAGAAGCGACUCCAUGAACAGCUCGAGGUGCAGAGACAGUUGCAGCUGAGAAUUGAAGCACAGGGGAAGUACCUGCAGAAGAUCAUCGAGGAACAACAGAAGCUUGGUGGGGUUCUCAAGGCAUCUGAACCUUCAGCGGCUGAUGAGAAACAGAAGCUCCUUGUGCCGCUCCCUCAGGAUGGCCUGGUAGAGCCUGUGUCUCCACUCAAGAAGCAGAGAGUGGAUGGAGAGGCACUGGACACUACCCUGUCACCGGGGCGGCCACUACCAGCGGCAGAUGAGAAGCCUGAUUUGAUUGGCCAGUGGGAACAUGAAUUGUAUGGGAGUAGCAGUGUUGUUGGAUUUGACUUAGACACGGGAAUGGUUUUCAAGGAGAAAGAAGAUGGCGGGAGGGAGAAGACAACACGGCCAGAAGUGGGUUCCACUUAAGUUCUGAGACUGGUGGCAAUAUUCAAGGGACCUGCUGUGAUCAUGCAGGGUCUAGGUGGCUGUCUUGGGCACAAUGUAUCAUUCAUGCUGUCAUCCAUUUGUAAGUAUAUUUAGAUUACAGGUUAUUAACUAGCACUUUAAGUGCUCUCCUAGAUGCUUGUGACUCGUGUAGGGAGUCUAGGUGAUAAAAUGGUGUGGGGCCUGCAUUGUGUCACAUCCACCCCGUCCAUUUGUGUCGGCUCAUGUUAGGACAUUACUGGAAAGGCAAGGCCAAUCAAAACCCAACUAGGCCAUGCCACAGGGAAAAGUCAGCAUGGGGACGAUUACCAUUGUAACCCUCUAGGGGUCCACCACUGUUUUUUUAUCAGGCUGAUGUGUGGUUUUUCCCCUCAUGAUGGACAGGGGCCUAGUAGGAUGUCACACCCAGUCCUGUCCAUUUGUGCCAGCUCAUGGUACAUGCGAGCUCAAAAGAUAAGGCUGAUUCAAAACUCAAGUUUGUCACGCCACAGGGAAAAGUGGUCAUGGGGCCUACCACUGAACCCUUGCUGGGGCCACCCAAGUUCUUGAUCAGGCUGAUAUCUUGUUUUUUCCUUCUGUCGCCUUAUGGACGUUGGAUGUAAUGUAAACAUCACGGUAGGCCCCAGAAGGUUUCAGUUGGGGGUAUCCCCAUACCUACUGUUCCCUGUGGUGUGGUCUACUUGAAUUUUGGAUCGCUCAUAUUUUUGGAUUCAUGAGCUGGCAGAAACGAUGGACGGAGUGAAUGUUUCACACACAUCACGGUGGGCCCACAGUUUUUUUGUUGCACGGGCUCCAAAUUUGUGUCCUCUCUUGUAUUAAUAGCACCAGGAAUUUGGCACAUGGUAGUUAAUUCUCUGCAGGUGGGUUCCACUC
Molecule: messenger RNA, 2277 nt
Organism: Magnolia sinica
Lineage: Eukaryota; Viridiplantae; Streptophyta; Magnoliopsida; Magnoliales; Magnoliaceae
Product: myb family transcription factor PHL7-like
Exons: 8
Coding region: 529-1386 (285 amino acids)
Molecular function (GO): DNA binding; DNA-binding transcription factor activity
Source: RefSeq, a predicted model, not a curated record